Messenger RNA from Gracilinanus agilis (Agile Gracile Mouse Opossum), 990 nucleotides. Its product is annotated as collagen alpha-1(II) chain-like. The transcript has 2 exons. Lineage: Eukaryota; Metazoa; Chordata; Mammalia; Didelphimorphia; Didelphidae. The record is from RefSeq and is a predicted model, not a curated record. The coding region runs from base 1 to 990 and encodes 329 amino acids.
AUGCCGGCCCAUCCUGAGGCCGUGGAGGCGCCGUCCGAGGGGACUCUGGGCGGAGAUCGAGGGCGAAGUGACUCCUCCAGGGCCCCCCAGCUUCUGGGUGCUGGAUUUGAACUCAGACCUUCCGGGUCCGAGGGCGGGGCUGAAUCCAGGUAUGCUGGCAAGUUCCUGAGUUCAGACUCAGGACCUCAGAGGUCAUCCAGGCCGUCCUGGACCCCUUUUACAGAUAAGCAAACUGAGGCCCGGCCCGGCCGCCCCGGCACCCCACGAGCCCCUCACAGGCUCCCAGGAGGCCCCCCGCCCUCUACUGGGCAGCCUCCAUCCUGGACAGUGAAGGGGGGCCACACGGCACCGUCUCCCCCAGGCCCGGAGGGGGGCAGGGAGCGAGGAAGGGAGCCGUGGGGGGAGGAGGCGGGCCGGCCCGAGCACUGGGCAGCGUCCAGAGGGGCCACCGGGAGGGCCCCGAAGCACCAGGAGCGCCGGAGCGGCCCGGCCUGCGGAGCUGCGUGGGGGUUGCCGAGCUCGGGAGGCCCAGGCUGGGGAGGCCCAGGCUGGGGAGGCCCUCCGGAGGGCAGGAAUCGCAGCACUAGAGCAGNGCGUGGGGGUUGCCGAGCUCGGGAGGCCCAGGCUGGGGAGGCCCAGGCUGGGGAGGCCCUCCGGAGGGCAGGAAUCGCAGCACUAGAGCAGGCGGCGGAUGAUCAGAAGCAAGUUCUGAAGGGGGAGAAUCGGGCCGAGAGCCGAGGCUGCUCCGGGCCAGAAGAGCGAAGCAGCGUAGCCCGGGGGAGCUGGCUGGCCCGGGGCAUUCUGGGACGGGCUCCGGGGGCCAGGCGACCCUGGCAGAGCCUCUGCGUGCAUCAGAACCCGACGCCGCCUUCUAGGCCUUCUACCAGCCACGCAGAUGCCUCCGGCGUCGCCCAGCCAGGAUCGGGGGCAGGAUUUGAAGCCGGGUCUCUCCCGACUCGGCCUCUGGCCCUGCCCGCCUCCCCAGCGUGA